ACAGGCCAGGCAGGGGGAUCAAGGAACGGCUGCGCUGCGGAUACCCUGCCAGGUGCCGCCUACGCUUGGGAAGCAGGGGGACCGGAAGGGUAGGAGGAAGCACGCGAGGGUUUCCUGAGAUGAGAGAUUACUUCCGUCCAUCCAUCCUUCCAGCCACCCGCUUCUCUGUCUGCAGGGGGGUGGGUGGGUUGGGGGAGGCUGAGGAAACAGCACAGGGGCUGUGGGCAGCUGUGUCUACCCAGGACUCGGGGGGAGAGGGGGUAGGGGUGUUUCUUGACUUGUCCCAACCCAGACACAGCAAAUCAUUCGGCCUCAGGCAUCCCCCAGCUACUUAAACCCCCACCCCUUCCCAAAGCCAUGGUGGCCAAACAGCGGAUCCGGAUGGCAAACGAAAAGCACAGCAAAAACAUCACACAGAGAGGGAACGUAGCCAAAACCCUGCGGCCACAAGAAGAGAAAUAUCCUGUAGGACCAUGGCUGCUGGCUCUGUUUGUUUUUGUUGUCUGUGGAUCAGCUAUCUUUCAAAUCAUUCAGAGCAUCAGGAUGGGCAUGUGAGAAGCAGGGAAUCGACACUGACUUUACCAUUCAACAUGGUGGACCAGAUACAAGUCUAGCCUGGCAUACACAUGAAGAGGUCUUACCUGACAGUGCCUGCACAUUUCUUCUUGGGUGGGUCAGACCAAAUUACCUUUUGACCUGUCAUGCUGGUACAUACAUGUUUUAACUGCGACAACAGAAAAGGACAUUUUGCUUUUCUAUUGACUUAAUGCAUUAACCACAUUGGUUAACUAUUCCAGUGCUGUUCAGUUGAUUUAUUUAUUCUCUUACCUAGUAAUUUAUGUGAUGGCCAUGUAAGUGCUUCUACUUUGUGUGUAUAUUAGAAUUCUGCUCUAUGCUGGACAUUUGUUUUUAUUACAAAUAAAUAUUCAUGUGCGCCUCUA
Gavialis gangeticus (Gharial) is the source of this 941-nucleotide messenger RNA. It is a transcript of the gene SERP2, whose product is annotated as stress associated endoplasmic reticulum protein family member 2. NCBI's taxonomy places the organism in Eukaryota, Metazoa, Chordata, Crocodylia, Gavialidae. The transcript is spliced from 3 exons. Gene Ontology annotation, biological process: endoplasmic reticulum unfolded protein response. Gene Ontology annotation, cellular component: endoplasmic reticulum. The coding region runs from base 358 to 555 and encodes 65 amino acids. The record is from RefSeq and is a predicted model, not a curated record.